UUUUUUGAUAAGGCUGUUGCCUAACCUUCUUAAACAUGAAGCCUAAUUUCCUUUUCUUCUCUUUAUUUUAUGGGCGAAAGUCAGUAUUGUUAGAAUAGUUAGAUUAACACCUUAGUGGAGGAGUUGAACUCACGACCGCCUUUCUCCAAACACUUAAGCGCACCCUAAUGCCGUUAGGCCCAAGGCCUCUUGGCGAAGCCUGAUUUCCUUAGUCACUUUUCAUGAAUUUCUUCUAAUUCACAUGACAGGAAGAUUGGUUGAUUCCAUUGUUAAAGGGGUUACGUAUAUAUACAAAAAAUCGCAUUAUACACAACUUCUUACAAAUUCCCAAGAAGGGUGCUUUAGAAUAAUUUGGUUCUUUGAUAUUACAGGCAUUUGAGUUACUUUCAGUACUUCUGCUUCUGGUUUUGUUGAGUUCGCUCAGUGUUGAUGGUCGGAAAGCUCAGGUGCACCACUACUUCGAGUACUCAGCUAUGAGUUGCAGAGCUCACAGUGCAUCAUUGACGGAUUUUGGUGGUGUUGGGGAUGGAACAACACUGAAUACAGAGGCUUUCAGGGCGGCGAUAACCCAUCUGAGCCAGUUUGAAUCCGACGGUGGCUCGCAACUCUUUGUGCCUCCUGGAAAUUGGUUGACAGGAAGCUUCAAUCUCACCAGUCAUUUCACUCUCUAUCUUGAUAAGGAUGCUGUUCUUCUUGCUUCACAGGACGUGGACGAUUGGGCUGUGAUUGAUCCCCUACCCUCCUAUGGCCGAGGAAGGGACACUGCCGGUGGAAGAUACAUCAGUCUUAUCUUUGGAACCAACCUCACUGAUGUUAUUAUAACAGGGGAGAAUGGCACCAUUGAUGGCCAAGGUGCUCUCUGGUGGGACAAGUUCCAUAAGGGAGAGCUACAAUACACCCGGCCUUACCUGAUUGAGAUCAUGUACUCGGAUAACAUUCAAAUUUCCAAUCUUACUUUGGUUAAUUCGCCAUCAUGGAAUGUUCAUCCAGUUUAUAGCAGCAAUGUCAUUGUUCAAGGACUUACAAUUCUUGCACCAGUCACUUCUCCAAACACUGAUGGUAUCAAUCCAGACUCGUGCUUAAAUACCCGAAUUGAAGACUGUUACAUUGUAUCCGGAGAUGAUUGUGUAGCUGUAAAGAGUGGCUGGGAUGAGUACGGAAUAGCUUUCGGUAUGCCAACGAAACAACUCGUAAUCAAACGGCUCACGUGCAUUUCCCCAUUUAGUGCAGUGAUUGCACUAGGAAGCGAAAUGUCGGGUGGGAUCCAGGAUGUAAGGGCCGAAGACAUCCUAGCCAUCAAGUCAGAAUCAGGAGUAAGGAUCAAAACUGCAGUCGGAAGAGGAGGGUACGUGAAGGACAUAUACGUGAGAGGAAUGACUAUGAAAACCAUGAAAUGGGCUUUUUGGAUGACUGGAGAUUAUGGGUCCCAUCCCGAUAAUAACUACGAUCCCAAUGCAAUUCCUGUUAUAGAGAAUAUCAAUUACCGCGAUAUGGUUGCUGAGAAUGUGACAAUGGCUGCUAGGUUGCAGGGAAUAUCCGGUGAUCCAUUCACAGGAAUUUGUAUAUCUAAUGUGACCAUUGAGAUUUCUAAGACGUCGAAGAAAAUUCCGUGGAAUUGUUCUGAUGUUUCUGGGAUUACUAGUGGUGUCGUUCCUAAGCCAUGUGACCUCUUGCCUGACCAAGGACAGUUUGCAGAAUGUAAUUUUCCGACGGAAUGUCUGCCGAUAGAGAAUGUAGAAGUUCAGACUUGUUCCUACAGAAGUAAAUAUUUAUGAGGCAUGGCUAUGUCCUUAAUUGUUUGCUUUGUUUGGAAACCUGUUUCCUCUAGAGCAAUGAUAAAAUCGAUACUACUACUUCGAUAAA
Rhododendron vialii is the source of this 1863-nucleotide messenger RNA. RefSeq names its product probable polygalacturonase. The record is from RefSeq and is a predicted model, not a curated record. The transcript is spliced from 6 exons. Gene Ontology annotation, biological process: carbohydrate metabolic process. The coding region runs from base 474 to 1775 and encodes 433 amino acids. NCBI's taxonomy places the organism in Eukaryota, Viridiplantae, Streptophyta, Magnoliopsida, Ericales, Ericaceae. Gene Ontology annotation, molecular function: polygalacturonase activity.